Messenger RNA from Uloborus diversus, 3469 nucleotides. RefSeq names its product AP-2 complex subunit alpha-2-like. Bases 162 to 2999 code for a protein of 945 amino acids. Gene Ontology annotation, molecular function: clathrin-cargo adaptor activity. Gene Ontology annotation, biological process: intracellular protein transport; clathrin-dependent endocytosis. The transcript is spliced from 25 exons. Gene Ontology annotation, cellular component: AP-2 adaptor complex; membrane coat. Lineage: Eukaryota; Metazoa; Arthropoda; Arachnida; Araneae; Uloboridae. The record is from RefSeq and is a predicted model, not a curated record.
GUUAUGUAUCUGCAGCCUCAAAUGCUCCUAUCCCCUGAACUCUUUGAAAUGGCGGCAUUAAAAUAAUACAUACUUUCGACAUUUAAAGGAGAAAACAAGUUUUUUUCUGAGAAAUUUAACUCCAGUUUAUGCAUAUUUCUUGAUUUGCACUCAGCUUAGCAAUGCCUGCAGUACGAGGAGAGGGUAUGCGUGGACUUGCAGUUUUUAUUUCCGAUAUUCGAAAUUGCAAAAGUAAAGAAGCAGAAAUAAAACGUAUCAACAAAGAACUAGCAAAUAUUCGGUCAAAAUUUAAAGGGGAUAGAGCAUUAGAUGGUUAUCAAAAGAAGAAAUAUGUUUGUAAACUAUUAUUUAUAUUUUUGUUGGGCCAUGAUAUUGAUUUUGGUCAUAUGGAAGCUGUUAAUCUCCUUAGUUCCAAUAAGUACUCAGAGAAACAAAUUGGAUACUUGUUUAUAUCUGUAUUAAUGAAUGCAAAUAAUGAGCUGAUGCGUUUAAUUAUCCAGUCUAUUAAGAAUGACCUUUCUUCUCGUAAUCCUAUUCAUGUGAAUCUAGCCCUUCAAUGCAUUGCUAAUAUUGGUAGUAGAGAAAUGGCGGAAACAUUUGGAUCUGAAAUUCCAAAAUUACUUGUGUCUGGAGAAACAAUUGACUUAGUCAAACAGAGUGCUGCACUUUGUCUGCUUCGUUUGCUACGGACCAUGCCUGAAAUUAUUCCUAGUGGAGAAUGGACUACUAGAAUCAUUCACCUUUUAAAUGACCAGCACAUGGGUGUAGUAACAUCUGCAGUAAGCUUAAUUGAUGCUUUUGUGAAGAAGAAUCCCGAGGAGUACAAAGGUUGUGUAAGUUUGGCAGUUUCAAGGCUUAGUAGGAUUGUUACUGCAUCAUACACAGACUUACAAGAUUACACAUAUUAUUUUGUACCAGCUCCUUGGCUCUCUGUAAAGUUAUUACGCCUGCUGCAGAAUUACCCACCACCUGAGGACGCUGGAGUAAGAGGUCGUUUGAUUGAGUGCCUUGAAACUAUUUUGAAUAAAGCCCAAGAACCUCCAAAGUCAAAGAAAGUACAGCAUUCCAAUGCCAAAAAUGCAGUUUUGUUUGAAGCUAUUAGUUUAAUAAUUCAUAUGGACAGUGAACCAAAUCUUCUCAUCCGUGCAUGUAAUCAAUUGGGCCAAUUUUUACAACACAGAGAAACAAAUCUGAGGUACCUUGCUUUGGAAAGCAUGUGCUUGUUAGCAACUUCAGAAUUUUCUCACGAUGCUGUGAAAAAACACCAAGAAACUAUUAUAAAUGCAUUAAAAACUGAAAGAGAUGUCAGUGUUCGUCAGAGAGCUGUAGAUUUAUUGUAUGCUAUGUGUGAUAAAAGCAAUGCAGAAGAAAUUGUUGGGGAAAUGUUGGCAUAUUUGGAAACUGCUGAUUAUUCAAUUCGGGAAGAAAUGGUACUGAAAGUUGCUAUCUUAGCUGAGAAAUAUGCAUCAGAUUAUACUUGGUAUGUUGAUGUAAUUUUGAAUUUGAUACGAAUGGCAGGAGAUUAUGUUAGUGAAGAAGUAUGGUACAGGGUUAUCCAAAUUGUCAUUAAUAGAGAUGAUGUGCAAGGUUAUGCUGCGAAAACCGUGUUUGAGGCUUUACAAGCUCCUGCUUGUCAUGAAAACAUGGUAAAAGUUGCUGGCUACAUUUUGGGUGAAUUUGGAAACCUUAUAGCUGGUGACCAAAGAUCUAGUCCCUUGAUACAGUUUCAGCUUCUACACUCCAAAUAUCAUCUCUGUCCUGCAGCAACGAGAGCAUUGCUUUUAACUACAUAUAUCAAGUUUAUAAACCUGUUUCCGGAAAUAAAGCAUGAAAUUCAAAUUAUUUUAAAAAGUGACAAUAAUAUAAGAAGUGCUGAUGCUGAAUUACAGCAGCGCACUGUAGAAUAUCUUCAACUCAGCACCAUAGCUACAUCUGAUGUUUUAGCAACAGUAUUAGAAGAAAUGCCUCCAUUCCCAGAAAGAGAAUCAUUUAUUCUAGCGAUAUUGAAGAAGAAGAAACCUGGUGUUGCUGAAGGGUUACCUCCAAAUGCUGUAACCAAAGAACAUCCUUCAUUAUUUAAUCACAAUACUACAAACAGCAUUGAGAUGAAUAACUCUGAUCCUGGCGCUACCGGUGAUCUCCUAGGAAUAGCAAGUACUCCAACAGCCCCUCAGACACACUCUGCAUCUUCUACAAAUGAUCUCUUAGUUGACGUUUUUGGUGAUCUUGCUGCUAACACUCCUUCCUCUCCUACUCUUGCUCCAGGUGCUGUUGUAAUUUCAAAUGAAGAAGGCCUUUACAAGUUGGUGUGUAAAAAUAAUGGCGUUCUGUUUGAAAAUGAUUUACUUCAAAUUGGUGUUAAAAGCGAGUUCAGGCAAAAUUUAGGACGGAUUGGUCUUUUUUAUGGAAACAAAACACCAUUACAGUUUCAUAGUUUUACACCAAAUGUUUCCUGUUCAGAUACAUUAAGCAAAAAAAUAAAUAUACAAUUUAAACCUGUUGAACCAACUAUAGAGGCUGGAGCUCAAGUUCAGCAACAAUUAAAUGUUGAAUGUAUUGAUGAUUUUAGUGAAAAACCUGUACUAACAGUACAAUUUAUGUAUUCAAAUGUUCUCCAAAAAUUAAAUAUGAAGCUACCAGUAACUGUAAAUAAGUUCUUUGAACCUACUGUGAUGAAUUCUGAAGCGUUUUUCACCAGAUGGAAAAACUUAAACAACCCUUCCCAAGAAGCACAACGAAUAUUUAAAGCCAAAUAUCCUAUGGACACAGAAACUACAAAGACAAAAUUGAAUGGAUUUGGUAUUCAGCUGCUAGAGGGCAUUGAUCCUAAUCCAGAGAACUUUGUCUGUGCUGGUAUUAUUCAUACACGUGCUGUUCAAGUCGGCUGUUUGUUGAGACUAGAACCGAAUCGCCAAGCUCAAAUGUAUCGACUGACAGUGCGGACUAGUAAAGAUUCAGUAUCUAAGGAAUUGUGUGAACUUUUGCAUGAUCAAUUUUGACCUGCAUUUUCGUCAGCAAUUAUUCUGACAUAAGACACCAAGAAUUGUUGCACUAUAUUCAAUUUACUGUGCUUUAAGGGUUGAGAAAAUUAAACUGAUCCUUAGAAUUCUAUCUUCAGGCCAGGAGCUACAAAUACUCAGAGUGCUUAUGCUCGUUUCCAAAAUUUUAUUCCUGAGCUGUGGUGAAAACUUGUGGGGCCAUAAGGUCUCAGAUUUUGCAUUUUUGAAGGGAACUUGAAAAAUAAGUAUUCACUGUUGGACAGAGAUGCCAGGAUGCAUUAGAAAUAUGAAUUUUUAUUAAUGUUUUUACUAUAAAAUUGCAUCUUCAUUUAUAUUCUUCCAUCACAAUCAUUCCCAGCGUGUAUGUAACUUGUAGUAGAUGCUUUUCAUAAACAGAUAACAGUAUUUUGCUUUAAUUACAAACAUUUUACAGCGUACAUAAAUAUUUAAAAUUCGAUAUUUGUUUUUUA